GAAGGAACAGAGAGCACCAGUUUGAGACACUUGUUUGUGUGAAGGGGCAAAGAAGGAAAGAAUACAAAUAAAAGGAAUUUGCUGGGCUGGCUGUCGACUACUCGACUCCGCUCCAUCGCAUCAUCAGGAAUCAUGUCCUCCUAUCUUGGGGUUGCUGCCCCCGUCUCCUUCCAUCCCUUCCUCCUCCGCCCCUCCUCGCUUCUCCGCUCCACGCCGCCGCCGUGGAGGGCAAAGAGGAGGUCCAUCGCCGCCGUCUCCGUCCAAGGCGGCGACGGCGACAGCUUCUUCACCGUCGACUUUGACCCGGACGACUACGCCGCAGAACCCGAAUCCGACGAAUCUCCCUGGGAGGGUGCGCUCGUCUACCGUCGCGACGCCGCCGUCCACCACCUCGAGUACGCCUCCACUCUCGAGCGCCUCGGCCUCGGCGACCUCUCCUCCCACGACUCCCGCGCGCGUGCCGCCGCCAUGGGGCUCGGGACGCUGGACCAGCCCCAGACCACCCCCGUCCUCGUCUCCCUCGACGUCGCCCGCCGCCGGGGCCGCCUGCGCCUCGACGGCAUCGUGCGCACCGUCAUCACCCUCGGCUGCUUCAGGUGUGCCGAGCCAGCCCCUCAAGCUAUAUUUGCCAACUUUUCCCUGUUAUUGACAGAGGAUCCGGUAGAUGAACCCGACCUAGUUGAUCUCGGCACGAUAUAUGAAGAAGACAUUGCCAACGGUGCUUCGUUAACUGGCACCCUGGAUGACGACGACCAAGAUGUCGACUGGGAUGACCGGCUGCACUUCCCAGCAGGUGACAAGGAAAUUGACAUCUCCAAGCACAUCCGGGACAUCAUUCACCUGGAGAUAACCAUGGAUGCAGUCUGCAGCCCCAGUUGCAAAGGCCUGUGCCUUGCCUGUGGCACAAACCUCAACACCAGCAGUUGCAACUGCAGCAAUGAGAAGCAACAGGAGCCCAAGAACGUGAAAGGUCGAGGACCACUCAAAGAUUUGUUGAAACCAAUCCAGAAAAGAUGAUACGAACACCACAUGUUGUCGUAGGUGAUGACUGAUGCGUUUGUACUUGUACAACUAGCUAAGCAGCCUGCGUUCUUGUAUACCCAGUUACUGCAUACCUUGAAAUUUAAAUUUUUUCAAGGGAAUCGUGUCAAGUUCAUCUCAUAGUAUAGAAUAUACUCCAGUCUUGUUAGGCAACAAAUGGAUGAGAUCCUUGUAAAGUUCUACCCGGAUCUUUCUGUGGGAAGACACCAAUCGGAUUCUCUACCUACCAGCGAAUAGAUAUAUAAAAAAAAUACAAA
Panicum virgatum (switchgrass) is the source of this 1298-nucleotide messenger RNA. Its product is annotated as large ribosomal RNA subunit accumulation protein YCED homolog 1, chloroplastic-like. Bases 133 to 1017 code for a protein of 294 amino acids. The record is from RefSeq and is a predicted model, not a curated record. The transcript has 2 exons. NCBI's taxonomy places the organism in Eukaryota, Viridiplantae, Streptophyta, Magnoliopsida, Poales, Poaceae.